CGAUGUAUACCGAUUUCACUAGCUAAUGUGCAAUAGGUAAUUCAAUAUGGAAAAUACGGUGGAUUCAACGAUAUCAUAUACACCAGUAUACAGUAAAGAGAUCACGAAAAGUUUGGAAAAUAAUUUCUCAAGAAUUUCGGAGGAAUGUUACCUGGAUCAUGCAGGAGCAACAUUGUAUUCUGAUACACAAAUAAAGAAUGUUGCUUCUGAUUUACAUAAUUCACUUUAUGCUAACCCACACUCUAUUGGAACUGCAAGUAAUGUAACUCAAGAUAUCAUAGAGAAUAUGAGACAUCUAAUUUUAGAUCAUUUCCACACAUCUGCUGAUGAAUACAGUAUUAUUUUCACAUCAGGUGCAACUGCAUCUUUAAAGAUAAUUGCCGAUACAUUUCUUUUUAAUAAAAAUGAAAAAAAUAUUUCUAAUUCAGCACACUUUGUAUACACACAAGAUAAUCAUACUUCAGUUCUUGGUAUGAGAGAAAUUGUUAAUAAAAAAGGGGCAAAAAUAACUUGUUUGAGUCAUAAUAAUGCCUUUGAAGUUUUUAAUUCUUCAAAAUCCACAAAUUCCCAUCCACGACAAAGCAAUUUAUUAAAAAAUAAUUCACUUUUUGUUUAUCCUGCACAAUGUAAUUUUUCUGGAUUAAAGUAUCCUUUAACAUGGAUCAAUGAUGUACAUAACAGAGUUUUAUCUAAUGUAGUCUGUGAUGCAUCUACAAGGUGGUAUGUUUUACUUGAUGCUGCUGCCUUUGCAUCGACAAAUGAGUUAGAUCUGUCUGUUUAUAAACCAGAUUUUGUUUGCCUAUCUUUUUAUAAAAUGUUUGGAUAUCCUACUGGAAUUGGUGCACUAUUAGUAAAACAUGCUAGUGCAGGUGUACUUCAAAAAAUUUAUUAUGGUGGUGGUACUGUAGAUGUUUCUUUAAGCUCUGAAUUAUUCCAUAUAAAACGACAAAAUCUUCAUCAAAGAUUCGAAGAUGGUACUAUACCAUUUCUCUCUAUAAUAUCAUUAAAACAUGGUUUUGAUAUACUAUCAUAUAUUACAAUGGAGAAGAUUUCACAACAUGUAUUCUUACUUGCAAAAUUUUUAUAUAAAUCCUUGUUAAUGCUUCAUCACAGCAAUGGGAAACCAGUUGCAAUACUAUAUUCUGAUACUGAUUAUGAUAAUCAUAAUAUGCAAGGUGGUAUUGUUGCCUUUAAUCUCAUACGGUCUAAUGGUGAAUAUGUAGGAUAUAUGGAGGUUUUAAAUAUGGCUGCAUUGUUCAAAAUACACUUAAGAACUGGUUGCUUUUGCAACCCUGGUGCAUGUCAAAGACAUUUAGCACUAUCAAAUAAAGAAGUUCUUCAAAAUUAUGAGGCUGGAUAUGUCUGUGGAGGUUCUGCAGACUUAAUAAAUGAUAGACCAACAGGUGCUAUUAGAGUUUCAUUUGGAUACAUGUCCACAAUUAAGGAUGUUCAAACCUUAUUAUUGAUGAUUAAAGAAUGUUUUGUGGAUGGGUCACCAGUGUACAAAGUUCCAGAUUGGUGGCUAGAUUACAAAACAACUUUAUGUAGAAAAUAUUAUCAACAUGAUGAAAAUAUAGAAGAAAUAACAAGUUAUAUAUCACAUAAUAGUAAUGGAAUUACAAAUAAGUUACAAAAUGUGAAAAAAUCAGUAGCUGAUUUUAUUUAUGAUAAUUUACAUAAACUUACAAUGGAAACUAUUAUAACUAAAAAGAACUGUAUUUUAGAACAAUUAUACAUAUAUCCAAUAAAAUCAUGUGGUACCUUUAAAAUAACAGGUUCUUGGAAUAUUAAUUCAAAAGGUCUGCAAUAUGAUAGAGAAUGGAUGAUUAUUACAUCUUCUGGUACUUGCUUAACACAAAAGCAACAUGUAAAUCUUUGUUUGUUGAAACCAAUUAUAUUUAAAAGUAAAGGAAUCAUGCAAUUACAUUACCCAGAAAUGCCUGCUAUUGAUAUCCCUUUAGAUAAUAGUUCUGUAAGUACUAUAAAUGGAACCAUAUGUCAAAGUAGAGUUUGUGGACAAAAAGUAGAGGGCAUUGAUUGUGGUAUGGAAGUUUCUGAGUGGCUUAGUUUAGCAUUAGGUUUUCCAAAUUUGAGACUUAUAAGACAAAAAAAUUAUGAUAAGGAAAAAGAAGGUAACAUUAAAUCAGAACUAUCAUUCUCUAGUCAAGCACAAUAUUUGUUAAUAAAUAAAGCAAGUGCAUUAUGGCUUAGUGAUAAAAUAUCUGAUUCAAAAGUUCAAAAAGAUACAAUCAUAGACAGAUUUAGAGGAAAUAUGAUAUUAAGUGGUUGUGAAGCUUUUGAUGAAACAAAGUGGAAAUAUAUUUCUAUUGGUAAAAAUAAUUUUGAGGUAACUGGACCUUGUACUAGAUGUCAAAUGAUUUGUAUUGACCAAACCACUGGUUUAAAGACAGUGGAACCAUUACGUACACUUACAGAACAAUUUCAUGGGAAAAUGAAAUUUGGUAUUUAUUUAACUAAAAAAACUGAAGAUGAUGGAAUAGUUACUGUUGGUGAUACUGUUUACGUUUCAUAA
Eufriesea mexicana is the source of this 2533-nucleotide messenger RNA. It is a transcript of the gene mal, whose product is annotated as molybdenum cofactor sulfurase. Gene Ontology annotation, molecular function: molybdenum cofactor sulfurtransferase activity; pyridoxal phosphate binding; molybdenum ion binding. The record is from RefSeq and is a predicted model, not a curated record. Gene Ontology annotation, biological process: Mo-molybdopterin cofactor biosynthetic process. The transcript is spliced from 7 exons. NCBI's taxonomy places the organism in Eukaryota, Metazoa, Arthropoda, Insecta, Hymenoptera, Apidae. The coding region runs from base 47 to 2533 and encodes 828 amino acids.